Messenger RNA from Conger conger (European conger), 10009 nucleotides. RefSeq names its product RNA binding motif, single stranded interacting protein (gene rbms3). NCBI's taxonomy places the organism in Eukaryota, Metazoa, Chordata, Actinopteri, Anguilliformes, Congridae. The record is from RefSeq and is a predicted model, not a curated record. The transcript is spliced from 14 exons. Gene Ontology annotation, molecular function: poly(A) binding; mRNA 3'-UTR binding; poly(U) RNA binding. Bases 987 to 2240 code for a protein of 417 amino acids. Gene Ontology annotation, cellular component: nucleus; ribonucleoprotein complex; cytosol.
CUAACGCUAGUGCACACACACACACACACACACACCCCCGCGCGCACACUCCACGCACUCACACACGCUCGGCGGAUUGCACAGAGAGAUACCGGAGCGAGCAGCCUUUGUGGAGCCCGCAUUCUUUCGGACGUCUGGGAUUGUAGCGCUUUUCUGUGAAUUUUCCUCCCCAUUUCGCUGACUGACUGGAGUUUGUAUUGUUGUUUUUUUUGCGAUUGUCACUGUGGUUGCGAUCGCCGACGCUGGGCUUUUAUUCCCCGGAGGAGACGACUGAGCGACAUCGCUGCGUCUUCGGGUCCCCAACUCCUGCUGCGGCUGCGAUCGCCGUGGUAACUCCCGCUCUUUGCAGAGUGUGUCUGUGCCGCCGGGAUAUCUGUGGGAAUCUGACAGCCCGUCUCCGCUCGUCAGGAAGGGAACGAGAGAGAGAGAGAGGGAGGAAGAGAGAGAGAGAGACGGGUGGCAAGGAAUGAGCUCAGAAGCGAGGGAGCCGGCUUUUUAGUUGAAGUGCGUUAAAUACCCACCCCCCCACUCCCCCCCACCCGCUUCUCCUCCUCUAUCCUCCACUCCUUCUCCUGUGUUCCGUUGUUUCUAGGACUAGCGUGGCCACACCGCCUCAUCCUCCUCCUCCUCCUCCUGCCGCUCUUCCUCUCGCUCUCUCGCGGAAGCUCCCGGGCUCUAGCGUGCCCUCUGUGGUACCCGGCUCUCUCUCUCUCUCCCAGCGUGAGAUUCAGGGGCGAGUUUCAGCCGCGCGCGGAAACAGUCAGCCACAGGAACCGCUCCGCUCUGCCUCUCUCUCUCUCUCUCUCCCUCCGACCGGCCGCAGCCACAGGAAACUCCCCACGCCUGCUCUCCUCCGCUCCCUCGCUCCGUCCCGCGUCCGUCUGUCCGGUGCGGAUCCUACGACCUCCCGGGGACCGGGGGCAACCGGGGGCGCAGACAGCCCGCCAGCGUGUUUUCCUGCGCCCGAUUAGAACGAUUUCAGCUACAUGGGCAAACGCUUGGAGCAGCAACCAAUGUACCCACAGUACACCUACUACUACCCACAUUAUCUCCAGACCAAGCAGUCCUAUGCCCCUCCCCCUCACCCCAUGGCUCCGCCCAGCCCCAGCACCAACAGCAGCGGCCACAGUGGAGCCGAGCAGCUCAGUAAAACCAACCUGUACAUCCGCGGCCUUCCUCCAGGAACCACCGACCAGGACCUCAUCAAGCUCUGCCAACCGUAUGGGAAAAUAGUGUCAACCAAGGCCAUCCUGGACAAGAACACAAAUCAGUGUAAAGGGUAUGGUUUUGUGGAUUUCGACAGCCCAGCCGCAGCUCAGAAGGCUGUAGCGUCGCUCAAGGCCAGCGGUGUCCAGGCUCAGAUGGCCAAGCAACAGGAGCAGGACCCCACAAACCUGUACAUCUCCAACCUGCCGGUGUCCAUGGACGAGCAGGAGCUGGAGAACAUGCUGAAGCCCUUUGGCCACGUCAUCUCCACGCGGAUACUGCGCGACGCCAGCGGGGUCAGCCGGGGGGUGGGCUUCGCCAGAAUGGAGUCCACUGAAAAAUGUGAAGUGGUGAUUCAGCAUUUUAACGGGAAAUAUCUGAAAACUCCACCCAGCAUCCCCACACCCUCCGAGCCUUUGCUGUGCAAAUUUGCAGACGGAGGACAGAAGAAGAGGCAAAACCAGACCAAAUACCCCCAGAAUGGACGACCGUGGCCCCGGGAAGGAGAGACAAGCAUGGCAUUAACAUACGACCCUGCUGCUAUGCAGAACGGGUUUUACUCCUCACCAUACAGCAUUGCCACAAACCGUAUGAUUGCACAGACAUCCAUCACGCCCUUCAUCGCUGCUUCUCCUGUUUCAACGUAUCAGGUCCAGAGUACGUCAUGGAUGCCUCACCAACAAUACGUUAUGCAACCAGCAGGUGCUGUGAUCACGCCAGCCAUGGACCACACCAUGUCCAUGCAGCCCGCCAGCAUGAUGGGGCCCCUCACCCAGCAGAUGAACCACAUGUCUUUGGGUACUACAGGAACUUACAUGACUGCUGCAGCUGCAGCUGCUCCUAUGCAAGGGACGUACAUUCCCCAGUACACUCCUGUGCCUCCGUCUGCUGUCCCCGUGGAGGGCGUGGUCACGGACACCACGGCCCAGACGGUCGCCCCCUCCUCCCAGGAUGCCAGCGGACAGCAGCAGCCUUUGCAGGUGGAGAGUGCCAGCGACCACGCGCCGGUCUACUCCUACCAACAGUCAAAAUAAGGACGGGAAGGAGAGCAUUCCUGUGACAGCGAUGCCUUGAGACGGGGAGACUGCACUGGAGCUGAGGGCAGAGGGAGCGUCCGGAUCGCACAGGCACCUAAAGAGAUACUAUUUCAUUUCCUACCUGACCUGAGCGAGAAGAGAGAGGGGGGUUUCACACACAGUGCAGAGAGGGUCAGUCUGGUCACCUGACACAUGGGUUUAUUGACAGCCAAUGAGAGGCUUGAAUCUUUUUCUUCAUGAAAUUUCUUGACUUAAAAAAAAGUGCAAAAGAAAAAAAAAAAUGAAUGUGCAGGUAGGUUUCAGCAGUGGUGAUUUUUUUUAAUUAGGAGAGGAAGCAUGUUUGAAAAGAAAAAAGUUAUCUUCCUCAGAUAUUAAGCUACUCCUUUUAAUUCUUUUUACUUGUGUUAAAUUUUAGUUUUCUAGAGAACUUAAGCAAGGUUUUUUCUUGAAUCUUUAUUGCCUUAAUUUUAAGGACGUGAGAGACUUUUCCAAAAGCGAUCAGUCAAGCGUCUUGUUUUAAAAAAAAAAAUUAUGAAUGAAUGACACGGCCUCUUGUACCAAUUGAAUGGUGCAAGAUAUAAAACAGUCGAGUCGAGGUAGGGGCAGGAAAUCUAUAGAAUAAGCUGUACAGAUUUAAUAAAGUUUUUUCUUUGUUAGAAGAAAACUUUAAUGUUCAAUCAGUGGCAACUGAGGAGGUUUUAAAGUACAGAGGAGACAGAACGUCCAUCGAGGAGGAGAUCAGGAAAUACAGGAAUCUUUUGGAUUUUCAGAAUGAGAAAAUGACUGCAUCGUAGGAGAUGCAGGUUAUUGCAAAAUGCAGAACUUGUUUCUUUUUUAUUUCACAUGGCAAAGUUGCUAUCAAUGGCAUUAGUGCUUUUUAUCUGCGACCUUUUUUAUGAGCUUUACAAAUGUUUCUAGCCCGCUUUGCUUGUCACACUGCAAAAAAAAAAGAAAUACAGUACAUAAAAUAAACAUGUUCAAAAAUAAAAACAAAAAAAAAAUGCCUAGCAGUGCAAAACUUCAUAGAUAGGAGCUUACGGUUAAAACCAGUUAGCGCAAAAGCAAUAGAUAGAAGAAAUUGUUGACAAUUUCUGUAGUCUUUCUUAGCUGUUGAUCAAAUGCAGCCAAUGGAUGGCCUAUUUUAUACCAAAGACAAAGAAACGCCUAGGAGCAGCGGGGGGAGAUAGAGCUCUUUUCUUUUUUAAUUUGAUUUCAUUUUUGUCAUUGAUGUCGUUGUUCUUGAUGACGGUGUUGAUUUUUAAGUCUUUAUUUGACCUAGAUGGCCGGACCAGUUUUUACUUUUUUUUUGCCAUGUAUAAACUACCUUCCACUUGUGGUGUAGACUAGAGAAAUCGCACAGAUGCUCAAACCUACUGGGAGUGUGUGAUGUUGCCUGUGAACAGGUCUAAACGCUGUCACGCUGGGCACAUUGGAGAGCUGUGUAUCAUGUGUGUGUUACUCUGUAUUGUUUCUAAGGAGGAGAGUGCUGCAGAUGCAUUACUCCUGUGAGAAGGUUAAGGCUGGAGUGGUUAAUGCUGGGGGGAAGUGAUCUUGCAUCCUCCUCUUAGCCUAUUGCCGGUUGACUGUUUUUAUUGACGGCGUGUCUCCGUGAUGGCAGUGGACAAUGAUUUGUUCCAUGUGGUAUCCAACUCAAGGCUGUGUAGAGAAUCUUUUUUAUUCUCCUUCUUUAUUCCUUUUUGUUUUUCUCCAUUUAUCAAGAAGACAAGCCAGUUCAGCUCUGUUGAUAAAUAAAUACAUAAAUAUCUGUCCAGCUGACACCUCUGUGUAUUUAAACUGCAUGUCCAACUACCUCAUUCUUUUGCCAUUAUCUCACAAGGAAAUACUAAAAAUAAAGGAAAACCUCAAUCAGGUGAAGAGUCAGUACAGUAGUAAGUAGUCAGAAGGUAGACUGAGAGCCCAGUUGGAGUUUUGUGGUUCUUUAGCUGUAAAUAGUCCACCAUAUUACACCCACCCACACCCCCAGGCUUGUCCUUGCCUGGUGUCGUAGAUGGAGUUCUGUAAUCUCUUUUGCCCUCAGACAACAUUUCCUUCCCGAGCAGAACAGUAUAGUGACAUUACAUUUAAGCUAACAUUUAGAGGGUUUGAACAAUUCUUGACCUUGGAAUUAUAAGGAUCUAUCUGCAUUCUGAGUAGCUUUGAGCUAUCGAGCUUCAAAGCUUUCACAUCCUAACCCAGCAAAAUUGAAAGUGAGGGCAGCUCUUCAUAGAUGAAAAUGACAGAAACCAUAAAAGAAAAGAAAUCCUAUCAGAUUGCCCUAUAAACAACAUAUGACAUUUACUCAUUUUUAUAAAAUAAAUAUAUAUAUAUUCAGUAAGAAUCUUAUUAUUCAAAUGCAUAAAGUUUUUACUUUCAUUCUUAGGCAAGCAAUUGCAACAACUCUCAAGGAUUGCACAGGGCUUUAUGAGAAAUGUACCAACCAUGUAGCAUCCAGUUAUUUUAAUCAUAUGUUGAAUUCUUCAAAACAAUCAGAUUAUGUUUUGAGUGCCUUGUUUCACCAAAAAGUAAGUUUAUGUAAAUGCAAAAAGCACACAAAUGAGCCGUUUAAAUACUAAGCUCUCACAUUUUUCCAAAGAUAAAAGUUAUCUUUGAUGUUCCAAAUGUACAGAACAAUCUUAUAAUAAGGUGCUAACAGAAGGUUAUGAAUUCAAAGAGAUUAUGAACAAGAGGCCCACUGGCUGUCUCUGAUCAGCUGCUAAUUUGAUGUGCAUCCUACAUUUUGAGUGAAUUAAAAAAUUAAAAGGAAAUAAUAUGAAGAAUAACUAUUGUCAUUCUGAAAAUGCAGAAACAGAUGUGACUCAGAUCUCAAAAUCUUGAGUUACCGGUUUUGAAUAUUAAACUCUGAGGGACUGAGGAUGGAAGUAACCAUUGUAAUUUAUGUUACCAUUCAUCCAGUCUCAACACAUCACAAAGAUCCACCUGGGCUUCAUAGUCGAUCCAGUUUGGAGAUUCCUGUACUGCUGUAGGUCUGUCAUUUUGAUGACCUGUUGGAUAUUGGGUAUAGACCACCAUUCACACUUUAAUUGCUGACAGUUUAAAUACACAGGGCGAGCUUUGCUUGUGGCUGCUAUUGGUCUGUUUUAUUUUCCUGUUUUCCUUUUUUACCAUAUGCUUUCAAUUAUUUUUAUUAAAUAGCUUAGUAUCAUACAUAGUACCAUUAUUGCAGUCAGGCACUUUUUACAUGUAUAUGUACAAAACCAUCCUAUUGAGUCUUCUUACCCUCCUUUUUUGCUGCCCGAAAUUGUUAUAUAAAAAGGGAAAAACGAAAGUUAAUUCAAUAAUUUAGCUUAAUUAAGAUUUGGAACUAAUGUCCACAUGACAUUAAAAUGAAACAUUUCAUAGAUUUUAGGUGACUUGACCUAGUUUCAGCAAAAUAAGGAUGUUCUCCAAGUGUCAGACUGCAAAAACUCAAAAUACAGAGCUGAUUUUCAGAUUAUAAUUUUUUUUUUCGCAAGAGCUACAUUUCCUUGGUAAAAACUCCACAGUCAAGGUUCGGUUAUGACUCUGUAGAUAAGAGAGGGACCCCUGUCUAUGCCUGUAAGACUUACUGUAAAAAUAUUGUUGGAAUUCCCCACACACUUUUCUAAAAACUCCUCCCCCAACCAUGGAUUGUUCUUCUGCCUCUAUUGGGGUGUAACUGGGUGCAUUGGCCAGCUGGCGGGCUCUGUUCUUCAGGACAUGUUAUGGUCAUACAGUAGUCUCCUGGACCAUGACAAAAUGGCCGCCGUCCUUGGAGUAUGUAGCACCAUGCCUCAUGCCAUGAACAGACCUGUCCUGAGAAAGACCAUCUCACUUCUCCUCUUUAGUCCAAGAAGGAAAAAAACAUAGAACUUUGUUGUUAUUGUUUUUUAUAUGCUGUAACUUUUUGUCUCCUGCCUUUUUGACAAACAACUCUAACAUAUUAGCUGCUACAAAGUAUUCAGUAUUCAAGAGCCAGAGCUUGGGGACAGGGGAAGGUGUCGCCAGCUUAACAUGGUCAAGUUCAAAUUUAAGCCUCAUAUUAUACUGCUUUGCAUUCAGAUCCUGCUGUGAAUCAUUCUUUCAACCAAUCAAUCUUUCAGUCAUUUUGUCUAGAGCUGCAAGGUUCCUUCACAUUCAAAUUCUUACAAAGGCUUUGGUUGCUUUCUGCAGUCGGCAAAAUCACUGUUGUUCCAGUUUUUGCCAAGAACAGCGUUUCCCAACCUUUUUCCUUCCACAGCACCUUUUCCAAGUUUACAGAAUCUAAUGGCACAUCACUCUCAAAAUCGAGUGAUGUAAACUGAUGUAACUCGUGAACAGUAGGCCUUUUGUUCAUUUAGCGGUUGAAAUGCAUCGAUCUUGUCCACUUUUGGAGCAGAAUUAAGAGGCUAGAUCGAUUAUAUUCUAGCCUCUUAAAUAUAAUAUUUUAUCGACACAAUGUUACAUAUGACAGUCAGGGUAUAGCUUUGCCAACUAGACGCUGGAAAUAAUAUAGCCUAUGAGCAGAGUAUACAAGUGUAGCUAACAUUAGUUGUUUUAACUAGACAGACCAUUGUGACCACUUAGUUCAUAUGAACAUAAAUGUAGCGAGUAGAUGUAGACUUACCUCAGGAAAUAGCCUAUUGCAUCAAACUUGGCCAGCUGCUAAUAAUUCAUACCGCAGUGCCAAUAUCAACAGUAUCACUCACUCACACAAUCAGCUUAACGGUGGACAUCAAGUUCAGGAUACAGACAACUUUACUAACAUGAUGCUGGAAAUAAUGUUGAAACCUUUGUAACCACAUUCAAGAUAAUCUAGCUAGCCAAUGAAUAAUUGACUCAAACUAUCUUGUCUCCUCAAAAGAAGUUCUGGAGCAGUGGCUUGCAAAAGUUAAGAUGCAACACUCCAGUGUGCGAAAGAGACUACAGUCAGUGUCAAAGGCCCACUCUCCUCUCAUGUCCAUGUAUAGCAAGGGACGGUGCAAAGUGAGAGAAAGAGUAAGCAUCUUUAUAGGAAAAAUUUCAAAAAAGAAUUUUUGUGUAUUCAUCUCUUACAGAUUACAGAAGAUGUUGAUGUUUCAACACACUUGAUACCCUGCUCUAUAAAAUAGGAAAUACCUCUUAGUUGAGAGUUCCCAGACUGUAGGCUUGUGUUUUAGUUGUCUGAGGAACAGAUGACAUUUUUUAUGAGACGCCUUUCCCCCCCUGCCUGGCUUUAUGCAUUAAGGUUCUUGUUUCUGUUGGUUUAUUACUGUACCUCACCAGAUUUUAAGAGCACUCGACUCUAAUAGGAAAAGUGAUGCCACGUAGGUUCGGCUCUGAACUGCACUCUGUCUGAUGUCAUCUGGCAACAAGUCCUCGAGGAGUAGCGUGCUGCUGCAACCCAGCAUGCAAAUUUCUGUCGCAUUUUCAGUCUCCUGGCAGCAGCUGGCCUUCAUCUUACCUCAUUCGAGAGCCCCAUCCCACUAGAUGUUGAUUAAUGGGAGCCCUCCACUGUCAAGAAUACAAAUGUACAUGCAGAUAGCUGGCUUCCCAGAAUGGCUACCACCCUGCCUGAUAUACUUCACGCUCUUUGCUUUUUACAACGUUGCUUGACUCCUUUUUGGUUUUGUUAGUGCUUUAGAAUAAUUAUAUUAAUAUAUUUAAUUAUAUAUUUUCCCUCCCAUGGGAUUUGUCCCCCAUUUUGAUUGCAUAAAUGUUAGCAGUGUCAUGUGACUGAUAACAAGAAGGGUUGCCAUUUAUAGCCUUUACUGUAGAUACAAAAUUUUUAAUUUGGUCAUCUUUGUGCUCCUCAGUCCUGGCAGUUUGAUAUGUGGCAUUGUAUAUUACUGAAUCCUGUUAUAAAGAAGAGAGGAAAAUUCAAUGGACAUUAGGAGUGGCUUGAAUCACAUUCACUGAAAGACAGUGGUGUGUCAUUCACAGGUCUUCAGUCUUUUUUAAGUCGUAGUUGUCUGAAAUUAUCUACAUCACCUCCAUUUAAAGAUUUGUUCAUGUGGUCCUUUUCCCUCUGUCCCACCAUGACUACGAGCAGAUGGGCUUUAUUUGAGUAUUUGAGUAUGUCUAAUGAGAAACUGUGACCACACCUUCAAGCAGGUUGGCCUGCAUUUAUUAAUGAAGAAACUCAUUGUCUAGGACUCCGCAUUCACAGCCUCAGAUGUACAAAUAAAAGCUUGCUUGUGCUGUAAUGUGCUGCAAUGGUGGAGAUAGCUGUUUCAGGACUCAAAGGCUCUUUUUGAAUGAUUAAGUGGGUAAUAGGUAAAUAAUAGGAGUGAAUAAUAGCAGUUGAUUCACUUCAGAAAAAAGCCAUUUAUUUGACUCUCUUGGACCCUCUGAAGCAAGCAGGUAAAAGAUUGAAUUAUUAUUAGGAAACAAAUGUGCUUUCCAUCCGUUUAAAUAAAUUCUGUAGGGUAAAUUUAAGCCCAUGGAACUGAUGUUGUUAGUGGAUUUAUUUGCUAGGAAAUAUGGGCUAAUCUGAUUUUGCAUUACAGUAAGCUCUUCAUUUAGCAUUCAUUUAAAAAUGUGCUUCAACAGUCAAACAGGCUACAUGUUCCAUCUUCCCACUGUUCAUCACAGGAAACUGUACAACAAACCAAUAUACAGCCUGCUUUUGAGUAGUUUAAUUGCCUGUACCUGUCACCUUGUUUAAUCAACAUAUUAAACACAGUGACAGGCACAAGACCGCUACACAAUAGAGCCCUGAGUUUUGUUGGCAAAUCACUAGUAACCUAAAUUACGGACUUGCAAUAAAGUGGACCUAUAUAACGAGAACCAAAUAGCUGAGGAUGUGAUUGCAGUAUUGGAGGCCUACUGUUAGCCUAUUGGCAUGAUGCUUUCUCUGAGUGAUUUCUUUGAAAAUGAUAUUGCGCUGACACAUGAAUAUUGCAUUAAUACGCAAUUUGACUGAUGAAAUGCUUGAACCUCUGCUAAUUUAGUGGUUUCGGUGGAACCAGACAGAUACAGGAGCCAAAUGAACAGCUUCAUUCGGUGAGCGAAUCCAAAAGAACCGACUCCCCUAAACUACAGGGAAUGCCCAUCAGUACUUAAAAACAUAGCUUCUGAACUUUUCAUUUGUACAAUAUGCACAAAGUGUGUAGUUGCCCUCACAAAAAAGGUAUUGGUCAAACAUGGCUCUGUCAGGUGGCUUUGUCAGGUAAAACUGGCAAAGUACAGUUUUGAAACAUAUUUCUAUUGAAGACAUUUACUGUAGAGCGUAGACUGAUAUUCCUAGCUCUACUGAGCAUGGGUGUUGUCACGAGACUAUAGCAAACACAAGAGGAUUAUUUGAGUGAGUAAUUUAGCCAUCUGUGUGAGGCACAAGACGCUUAAGUGAUCCAGAGAGAGGGAAACUAUUUUACAUUUCCAUAGUUUCAACUGAGAUGGCAAUCAGCUUGUGGCUUGAACUAGAAUUGGAUGGGAAUUAGGCUUAGAUGUGCUGUUGUUCAGCUGGCUCACACUUCCCCCCCACAUCCUUCUCUGGCUCAUAAAAAACAAAGGUAUUGGAGUUACAAAUAAUCAAAAAGAUGUUCUACCAAAUUCAUUGAAAAACAGCAAAACCUCUAUUAGACUUUAAAUUAUUAAAGUGAGGAAAAAAGAAUAACAUAUUUAUGAAGUUGUUUUUGUACAGGUGUUUAAAAAAAAGAUGCGACAGAAUGGUUCUACGAUGCUAUUUUUUUAUUUGCAGCGCAGUCAUGUCUCCAUGUCUUCGAAUCGUGAUCCAGAGAUUUUCUGAAGAUCAGUGGAUGUUAGGUUUAAACUUCUGUUUUAUUAUUUUUUCUUUGAUGAAGCUUUCAAUAAAAAAGGAAAAAAUUGUC